This is a messenger RNA of Chelonia mydas (Green sea turtle), 1388 nucleotides long. It is a transcript of the gene RGCC, whose product is annotated as regulator of cell cycle. The transcript is spliced from 5 exons. Lineage: Eukaryota; Metazoa; Chordata; Testudines; Cheloniidae. Gene Ontology annotation, molecular function: protein kinase binding; protein kinase activator activity. Bases 517 to 1017 code for a protein of 166 amino acids. Gene Ontology annotation, biological process: regulation of cell cycle. Gene Ontology annotation, cellular component: cytoplasm. The record is from RefSeq and is a predicted model, not a curated record.
GCCCCACUCCAGCGGGAGCUGUGUUUUUCUAACAGCACGUUGCCUCCAGCCAGCAAACACCUCCCACCCAGCGCUGCAGCGUACUUCGCUGGUGGGACCUCGAUGGUAUUUUGCUGGGGGAGGCCGGUACAGACCGUCUCUCUCGCGCAGUCUCUGCGGGGGACGCAGGAGGGGACCCCUGCCGCGCACUGACACGUGUAGCCCGGCGUUCAGGGGAGAAACGCCUCUACCCGCGCCUCAGGGAGGCUGGAUUGGGGGUGCUCGGAGCUCCCGCCAGUGAGGCCCGCGGCGGGCGCGUGGGAGGCCCCGGCCCGGAGCUCUCUGGGACCGGCUGCGGAGGCAGGGGGAUAAUCCAGCCCCGCCGGCGAGCCGCGUCCUUCCCUCUUCGCCGCCCCAGCGCGAUAGCGGCAGCAGGGCGCUGCCGUGCCCCCUCCCACGCCCGCCUCCUUCCACGUCUGGCCGCGGCCGCUCCCCGGGGCACCGGCUAUAAGAGGCUCCGGCUGGGGCUGGCGGCAGAUGCUGGCGGCACAAGGCGGUGGGGAGGGGCGGGAGCCUGCGGCCAUGAAGUCCCCGCAAGCUAAGAGCGCGGCCGGCAAAGGCUCCGGUGACGGUCUCCCUCGUGCUCUCCCGCCCGGCCCGGGCUCGGGCCCUGCCGCCCUGCGGGCGGAUGCCGGGGAGCUGGCGGAGGUGCUGGGCGAGUUCGAUGCCGUGAUCGAAGACUUCUCCUCGCCCGUCAGCAAGCGCCACUUCCAGUACGAGGAGCACCUGGCGCGGAUGAAGCGGCGGAGCAGCGCCAGCGUUAGCGACAGCAGCGGCAUGAGCGACUCGGAGAGUGCAGAUUCACUCUACAGAAAUAGUUUUAGCUUCAGUGAUGAAAAACUUAACUCUCCAACAACGUCAAUUCCAACUCCAACUUUACCAUCUCCAGCAGUAACUCCUUGUAAAGCAAAGCUUGGGGACACAAAAGAACUAGAAGACUUUAUUGCUGAUCUUGACAGGACAUUAGCAAGUAUGUGAAGCAAAGGGAUUUUUGGCAUCAUCCCUGUCUACAGAUAAUUCCUUGAAAGAUGCAAUGAAGACCUAGUGUGUGGAUCACUGAAAGCUGCUGCCAUGUCUGACAACUGUCAACUUUGCUAUCCAGCAUAUUCAUCUUCUGAACAUAACAAUAGUCACCUUCUCUAAGCAUUUAACUGAUGACAUCAGUUUUGUUACUUUGCGGCAGGCAGGAUCAGAUAAUUUAAAUGUGCUGUUACUAUAUUUUUUCUUAAAAAUAUAGCUUAAAUUUUAAUUUAAAAUUGCUUUUAUGAAAAUAUAUUUGUAAUUUUAUAUAGUUGGAAACUUCAAUGCUUUUAAUAUAUUUUUGUAUACAAAUAAAACCUGAACUGAAA